GCCUUUAAAGCAUUUUUCUAUCUUCAUUUCAGUACGUCAUUUUCUAUUAUUCUAUCUCUUCACACACUUUCACAAAUAUUGUUAUUACUCCAUUUUUUAAUUUUCUAUAUUUAAAUACAUAAAACAGUAUUGUGGAAUCUAUUCUCACAAUAUAAAAAUGGGGUAAUAUUUACCAUAAUCCUCUCUUUUAUUUGUAAAUUAAAUCUAAAAUUUCACUGCUAACCCUCCCUUUUCUGCGAAUCUCGGUCGCUCCUUUGGCUGUUCUGUCCAUGGCGAUUGCAGCGGCAGCUGUUAUCGUCCCAUUGGGCCUUCUUUUCUUCAUCUCCGGCCUCGCUGUGAAUCUCAUUCAGGCAGUAUGCUUUGUUCUUAUUCGACCACUGUCCAAGAACACAUAUAGAAAGAUCAAUAGGGUAUUGGCAGAGUUGUUGUGGCUGCAACUGGUUUGGCUGGUUGAUUGGUGGGCAGGCGUUAAGAUUGAAGUGUUCGCAGAUCAUGAAAGCUUCAAUUUAAUGGGUAAGGAACAUGCCCUUGUCAUAUGCAAUCACAGAAGUGAUAUUGAUUGGUUAGUUGGAUGGGUUUUAGCACAGAGGUCAGGUUGUCUUGGCAGUACAUUAGCUGUAAUGAAGAAAUCAUCAAAAUUCCUGCCGGUCAUAGGUUGGUCAAUGUGGUUUUCUGAGUAUCUGUUUUUGGAACGAAGCUGGGCCAAGGAUGAAAACACAUUAAAGGCAGGUCUUCAACGUUUAAAGGACUUCCCACGGCCAUUUUGGUUGGCACUUUUUGUAGAAGGAACUCGGUUUACACAAGCAAAGCUUCUAGCAGCUCAAGAAUAUGCAACCUCACAAGGAUUGCCUGUACCUAGAAAUGUUUUAAUUCCUCGUACUAAGGGUUUUGUUUCAGCCGUAAGUCAUAUGCGUUCAUUUGUUCCAGCCAUUUAUGAUAUGACAGUGGCCAUCCCUAAAAGCUCACCUUCACCUACAAUGCUUAGACUUUUCAAGGGACAAUCUUCUGUGGUGCAUGUGCAUGUCAAGCGGCGUCUUAUGAAGGAACUUCCUGAAACGGAUGAGGCUGUUGCACAAUGGUGUAAAGAUCUUUUUGUGGAGAAAGAUAAGUUGUUGGACAAGCAUAUAGCUGAGGACACUUUCAGUGACCAACCAUUGCAGGAUAUCGGUCGGCCUAUUAAAUCUCUUCUGGUUGUUGCUUCUUGGGCAUGUCUUGUGGCUUAUGGAGCUUAUAAUUUUCUGCAAUGGUCUUCACUUUUAUCAUCAUGGAAAGGGCUUGCAUUGUCAGCAGUUGGGUUGGCUAUUGUUACCAUACUUAUGCAAAUCAUGAUCCUCUUCUCACAGUCUGAGCGUUCAACUCCUGCUAAGGUUGCACCUGGGAAGCCCAAGAACAACAGUGAGAGUUCAGAGGCAAGACGAGACAAGCAGCAGUAGGUCGAGCUUGUCCUCACAGGAAAGUUGGUCUGCAGCCAUAUUUUCAUAACCCUAAAAUGUGUACUGUCUGUAUCACUUUCACUUAGCAAUCAGUAUGUUUUCGUUUUAGACAUACUAUCAGGUUCCAAUCCUAUCUGCAUGCCAUUUGGUCAUCAUCAAGGAUUCAAGUGGAACUAGCUUGUAUGCAUACUAUCAAUUCUUUGUUGUUGUUGUUUUUUUUUUUUUUUUUUUUGAUGGUAUAUGGCCGGGUUUGUUUGCCUCGACAGUGUUUCGAAGUUAAAAUGGCUACAGUGUAGGGGGCUUAGGCUACUGUUCUGUUCUGGAAAUUUCCUUUUUAUUUUCAUAGAAUGGUUUUUUAAA
Messenger RNA from Gossypium arboreum, 1793 nucleotides. Its product is annotated as 1-acyl-sn-glycerol-3-phosphate acyltransferase 2-like. The record is from RefSeq and is a predicted model, not a curated record. NCBI's taxonomy places the organism in Eukaryota, Viridiplantae, Streptophyta, Magnoliopsida, Malvales, Malvaceae. Gene Ontology annotation, cellular component: endomembrane system. Bases 270 to 1433 code for a protein of 387 amino acids. The transcript has 11 exons. Gene Ontology annotation, molecular function: 1-acylglycerol-3-phosphate O-acyltransferase activity.